CUGGCGGGAGCAGAGAGCGGAACAGGCCGGAGGAGCAGGGGCAUGUGGCAACGGGGUUGGUUAAUGUGGAGCAAUCGCUUCCACCACUGCCUGAUGCAGCUUCCUGAUUUUUCUCUGCUUGGCUCCGCUGCCCUCCGGGGGGGCGGCAGGCGGCAUGGAGGGGACGGGGCGACGCCGCCUGCUGCAGACCCUGGCCGGGCUGGGGAAGGACGAGCUCCAGAGAUGGAAAGAGAAGCUGAGCAAAAUAGCACUGAAGGAGGGAUACCAGCGCAUCCCCCAGGCCCUGCUGGAGAGAGCCGAUCCGGCGGCCCUGGCCGAACUGCUGAUCAGCUACUACGGGGAGGAGUAUGGGUUGCAGCUGGCUUUACGAGCACAGGCUUUGUGCAGUGCAGAACAAGCGGCAACGGAUGUCUCGAGCGCAGCUGGCUCAGAGGUCACCGAUGAGCUGCUGAUGAGGAAUCUUUCAGAGCUUGAGUGGAAUAAAGCAAAAUCCUCCCCCCGCCUGCCUCUGCCUCCCGCGUGGCUCAGGAAGUUGACGGGCAAGAAGGGGAAGCAGCGCGGAUCCUUCAGUGAAGAGACUCAAUCCACCCCUAGGUCUAGUACGGGGACAGAGGCGGCAGGAGACCCCAUGAGGGAACAGGGCCCUGUCUCACAGCCCUCUGAGGACACCAACAUACUGCGGGAAAUGGGGCUGGUGGCGCCCGAGCGGAGCAGGUUUUCAGGGCACACUGCGAAGAUGAAGAUCGUCUUCCCCAGCCUGACUCUACCUACACCUCCACAGUGGCUAAGGACGCUGACGGGCAAGAAGGGGAAGCAGCGUCCGGCCUACUUAGGCAGGUUCCCCCAACGCUCCCGGAGCACUGUGCACCAUGCCCAAGAGGACUCUGUUUAUACCAGCCUCCCACCGGGACCUCCUGCCCAGCCGGCUGGGACCGUGGGAAAAGUCACACAGAUGACGGGGAAGAAAAAGACCGGGGAUCCCGUUCCACCUCUGCUGGAGGCACUCGGAGGACCAAGACGUGCAUGUCCCACGCCAGCUCUUCGUGAUUUAAUUGCCCUUGAUGAAACCCCAGCAUUGGCAUCAGCAGGAUCUUUCGAUGACGAGACUGAGCCCACCCCUAGUUCUGUGGCAGGGACAGCUGAGGCUGAAGAGAUCAUCUGCGAACAGACCGUGCUUCUCUCCGCUGGGGCCGCAGCUGGGGCUGCCGCCGCAGAAGAGACCAGCCUGAGUGAGGAUCCCAGCAGGGACCCCUGGGGACAGGACAAAUGUGACUUAUGUCCCAGAGAGGAGGGGCCUCCGGAAGAAAUACAGCCUGAGACUGUUCGGGGCCCAGAUGGGAAGCAGGAGACGUACAGGGUUCACCUCCUGGGGCCAGGCUCCUUCCUUUGCUCUGAAACCGAACUGGGGUUCGAGGUGAGGGCAGCUGUGACCAUCCAGUACGGAUACAACUCCUGGGAUCAGCAUCUGAGCCCAUCUGAGAAGCAGCAAUGGAUGGUGGCCGGCCCUUUGCUCAACAUCCAAGUGGAACCAGCCAGGGCCGUGGCAGCCGUUCACCUCCCGCACUUCCUGUGCCUGGCGGGGGGAGAGGUCGAUGCCUCCCGGAUGCGAAUUGCCCAUUUCGUUGAAGGGGGGAUGACCCUGGAGGAGCCAACGGGGGUGAGGCCGUUCCACGCCGUGCUGCAGAACCCCAGCUUCUCCCCUCUGGGCGUGCUCUGGAGGAAGAUACAGUCUAAAUGCCAGGCAAAAGUCCACUCCCUGGCAUUGCUCUACCGGGCGCUCAGGGCUGCGAACACAACCCUGCACCUCUAUCUGAUCCCCAACGACCGUUCCCUGAGACAGGCCGUUAGUGACCAUGAGUCCAAAUGCCCCUCGGUGCGUGUGCACAAGCCUUCCAGGACCAAGCCCUUGAAAUUUGGCUCCUGUUGUGUGGUGUCCAGCUCAUCCCAACUUGAGGUGAUACCCGAGGAGCUGGAGUUCUGUUAUCUGGGCCCCACGCUGGAGCAGCCGUACCUGGAGAUCUACACCCGGGACAUGCAGGAGGGGCUGCAGCUCAGCCUGUUGGAAAAGAUAGAAGGGGAAUCAGUCUGGAAGGCCUUGGUGAGACCAGAAGACGUGAUGGUCUGCGUUUCAUCUGCCCAAAUGCAGACAGAAGAACAUUUCAUCGACCAGCACCGAGAACAGCUGAUCCAACGGGUGCGCCAGGUGGACGGCUUGCUGGAUAAACUGUACAACACCGUGCUGGACAACGAGCAGUACCAGAGCAUCCGAGCGGAGAGAACGGACCCGGAGAAAAUGCGGAAGCUCUUCGACCUGCUCCCGAGUUGGAACCGGGCCUGCAAGGACCAGCUCUACCAGGUGCUGGAGGCCAAGCAGAAAUUCCUCAUCCAGGAGCUUAAGGGGACAUAAGACUGGCUGCCCUGGCUCACAGCAGGGGCCCAUCUAACUCAGUAUCCUGUCUGUGACAGGGGCCAGUACCAGCUACUUCAGAGGAAGAUGCAAGACCCUCCUCCUUGACAAUUCUGGACUAAUCUGCCCACGUUGGGUUAAACCCAGUGUCCCCAACUGGCUAAUCCAUUCUGCUUCCUUAAAACUUUCCUGGCUCUGACACUUUGUACCUCAAAAGCAGCACCCUGGAACCCCUAUAUUCACCACAGUCAUGUAAUUAUUAUAAGUUUUGUACAAAGGAUGCCUUGUGAGGUAUCAUUUUUAAAGUCUUAAUCU
This is a messenger RNA of Chrysemys picta bellii (western painted turtle), 2722 nucleotides long. Its product is annotated as caspase recruitment domain-containing protein 8-like. Gene Ontology annotation, biological process: inflammatory response; innate immune response; regulation of apoptotic process. Gene Ontology annotation, cellular component: canonical inflammasome complex. NCBI's taxonomy places the organism in Eukaryota, Metazoa, Chordata, Testudines, Emydidae. The record is from RefSeq and is a predicted model, not a curated record.